UCGUAACACGUAUCGACCGGAGCAUUAAAGAUUUCUUUACUAUUAAAAAUAUUGAGUUGUUGUGUUCUACGGGAUCAGAUUUUAAAUUUCAGUACGUGCGUAUUUAUAGAGUUUAAUAAAACGUUGCUUAAUUUAGAUAAAGGAAUAAAUACAACUACAUAAGUACUUUUUGUUUGAGUGUUUGUUGUAUUCUUCAAGUGUGAUUGUGCAAUGGACAGUAAAUUGUUUAUUUCUGCGUGUAAUUGGUUAUACACUCGGUCAAGGAACGUUGUAAUUCGCUCCUGGGAUUUACAAAGCGGAUGGUUGAACUCCGUACGUAAAACAUUCCAGUAUAUUUAGAAGAGAAAUAGUGAUGGUUGACAUGGACUUAAUAUCUAAGGUUAUCCUACCUUUAUAUGAAUCACACCUUGACGAGGGUGAGAGUACAGAUGGAUCUAGCGUGGAGUACAACCCCUGGCCGUCAUUUAAUUUCACUGGGAAGUUGAGGCCGUUCCCGCCGGGCCCGAAGCGUACAGUGCCGCCGCACAUAGGCCGCCCGGACUAUGCGGACCAUCCGACUGGCUUCCCUGCAUCUGAGAAUGCCGCGAAGGGUUCCGGUCAGAUUAAAGUGCUCGACGAUGAGGAAAUCGAAGGCAUGCGUGUAGCUUGCCGCCUCGGCAGAGAGGUGCUAGAUGAGGCAGCUAGAGUGUGUGAUGUGGGAGUGACCACAGAUGAGAUAGAUCGCAUUGUGCACGAGGCGUGCAUAGAGCGGGAGUGCUACCCCAGCCCACUCAACUAUCACAACUUUCCUAACAGCUGCUGCACUUCUGUCAAUGAGGUCAUCUGCCACGGUAUCCCAGAUUUACGUCCCUUGGAGGAUGGUGAUAUCUGCAAUGUGGAUGUGACAGUCUAUCACCGAGAAUUCCACGGUGAUCUCAAUGAGACUUUCUUUGUUGGCAACGUGCCGGAGUCCACCCGGAAACUAGUUCAAGUUACAUAUGAAUGCUUGGCCAAAGCUAUUGAGAUAGUGAAGCCUGGUGAGAAGUACCGGGAGAUUGGCAAUGUGAUUCAGAAGCAUGCUCAGGCCAAUGGGCUCAGCGUAGUACGCUCGUAUUGUGGUCACGGUAUACACAGGCUGUUCCACACCACACCCAAUGUACCACAUUAUGCCAAAAACAAAGCUAUAGGUGUGAUGAAGCCAGGGCACUGCUUCACUAUUGAGCCGAUGAUCAAUGAAGGAGGGUGGCGUGACGAGCAGUGGCCAGACCAUUGGACCGCUGUCACUGCUGAUGGCUCUCGCUCAGCUCAAUUUGAACAAACUCUUCUGGUGACUGAGACUGGUUGCGACAUCCUGACGCAGCGUUCGACAGGCCGACCAUGGUUUAUGGACCAACUAGAGAAACUCAACGCCAAGUCCUAGGGACCACAUCACUGCUCAUCCACUGAGGUGAACAUAAACAUUAUGAAAUAUAUAAACUGAAGGAAAGGGUCUUUGGAAAAUAUACUGAAUAGACUGCUAGAGUUGAGCUUUAAUCUGGAAUGUUUUUCAUUAAAUGGUAUUGAUAUCUAAACUGUACCCUUAGUACGAAAACGAAACGCGAGUGUGUCCGGCCAAGUACGGCGCUCUGAUUGGUUGGUUCAUUCGCGCCAGCCAAUCAGAGCGCCGAACGCUCUCGUUUCGUUUUCGUUCAACGCAAAGCAAACUCGUACUAAGGGUAAUGACCGUCUAAUAAAUUCAGAUGUUUAGAAGUUCUAUUAGAACUAAAUAAACAUUAGCAUAGGUUUACCUUUGUAGCUACAAUUUGAGAACCACCAUAUAGUUAGUGGAAGAAUAUGAUGAUAUAGG
Molecule: messenger RNA, 1825 nt
Organism: Spodoptera frugiperda (fall armyworm)
Lineage: Eukaryota; Metazoa; Arthropoda; Insecta; Lepidoptera; Noctuidae
Product: methionine aminopeptidase 1
Exons: 7
Coding region: 353-1399 (348 amino acids)
Biological process (GO): proteolysis
Molecular function (GO): metalloaminopeptidase activity
Source: RefSeq, a predicted model, not a curated record